Molecule: messenger RNA, 3264 nt
Organism: Paracoccidioides brasiliensis Pb18
Product: cleavage polyadenylation factor subunit RNA14
Exons: 4
Coding region: 1-3264 (1087 amino acids)
Biological process (GO): mRNA 3'-end processing
Cellular component (GO): nucleus
Molecular function (GO): mRNA binding; protein binding
Source: RefSeq, a predicted model, not a curated record
AUGGCAGAGGAUGAAGCUGAAAAGGCAUUUUUCCAAGCGCAGGUCCUGAAUGCGGAGACUGCGGGCUAUGAUGUGGCUGGGGAUCGGGAUGCAGAUAGUUCAGAUUCAGACGAUUAUGAUCCUUCAAAAGCAGUGCAUGAUCAUUAUUCUGCACAGUUACCACCAGAUUCAAAACAGAGUGCUGUUUCAAAUACUUCUUCUUCUUCUUCAGCUUCUAUCCAGCGGAGGUCCAUGUCCCAAGAUUUCUCUGAAGCCGUGCAUAAUAGUCAUACUUUCCCUCCUUCCCAUAUUACUUCUAGGUCUGAACCCAGAGACUCUGCCUCUCUCCCCACUCCCAGCACCGCCAUUCCUGUACAAGCCCCCUCCCAGUCCAUGGGUAACUUUGUUGAGGAGGAUAGCGAUGAUGAUAGAGGGGAAUAUGAGCCUCCCGCGGCAUUAAGUCAUGUUGAUGAUGAUCAUCAUAAUGUGGCGUCUAAUUCUGCUGGUAUUCGUCAGCAAUCCCUUUCUCUCAAAGCCAAUGAAAAUGUUUCUCAAUAUCGUGUAUCGCAACAACAGCAGUUUGUUCAAGACAAAAACACUCCUCAAGAUGUUCCUCUCAAUAGCUCAUCCCACACUCCUUCUUAUGGUGGUAUUUCGGCGCAAAGUGAUGGCGCCUCCAACUAUAUGCAGAACAAUUCAAAACUACAACGCCCGACGACGAUGACGCCAAUGGGGGAUGGUCCGUCCCAACCCGGCAGCAGGUCGAUUUCUUCCACGCCUACAACACCUGUGGUUUCUCGAGGCCGCCUUCCACAUGAUCGAGUGGGCAUACUAGAGGAUAGAAUCAUCGCAGAUCCCCGCGGGGACACAGAUGCAUGGUUGGAUUUGAUUAAUGAACACCGCAGUCGAAAUAAGCUCGACAGUGCUCGGGAGGUCUACGAACGAUUUUUCAAGGUUUUCCCAUCAGCUGCUGAACAGUGGGUGUUCUAUGCGAACAUGGAGUCGGAAAAUAACGAGCUAUAUCGAUUAGAGCAGAUUUUCAACAAGAGUCUCUUGUCCAUACCUAAUGUCCAACUGUGGUCCGUAUAUCUCGAUUAUGUUCGUCGCCGUAAUAAUUUAACCACAGAUACAACCGGCCAAGCCCGAGGUAUCAUCUCAUCUGCCUACGACUUUGCGCUGCAAAAUAUCGGAGUUGAUAAAGACUCCGCAAAUGUAUGGGUUGAUUACAUUCAAUUUAUUCGAUCUGGACCUGGAAACAUUGGAGGUUCGGGCUGGCAAGAUCAGCAGAAAAUGGAUCUUUUGCGAAAAGCUUACCAGAGAGCCAUAUGUGUUCCUAUGCAGGCUGUCAAUACGCUUUGGAAAGAAUAUGAUCAGUUUGAAAUGGGCUUGAAUAAGUUGACGGGUCGAAAAUUUAUACAAGAAAAAUCUCCUGCCUACAUGACUGCACGAAGCUCGUAUACAGAGUUGCAAAACAUCACAAGAGAUCUCGUUCGUGCUUCGUUGCCUCGAUUGCCCCCUGCUCCUGGAUGUGAUGGCGAGGAGUACUUCAAUAAGCAAGUGCAGUUAUGGAAGCGCUGGAUCAGAUGGGAAAAAGAUGACCCUUUGGUGUUGAAGGGUGAAGAUGCGGGAGCUGGUUACAAGGCUCGAGUGUUAUACGUUUACCGGCAGUCGCUGAUGGCACUGAGAUUCUUGCCAGAGAUUUGGUUUGAUGCUGCAGAUUUCUGUUUUCAAAAUGGAAUGGAGGCUGAAGGCAACGACUUUUUAAAGCAGGGAAUAGAUGCAAAUCCAGAGAGCUGUUUACUUGCAUUUAAACUUGCCGAUCGACUUGAAAUUUCUACGGAAUCUGAGCAGGACUCCAGAAAGCGCGGUGCAAAAGUCAGAGAGCCUUAUGACCAAUUGCUCGAUGCGCUUUAUGAUUUAAUUUCUAAAGGUAAGGCGCAGGAGGCCAAGGAUAUAGCUCUCGUCGAGGAGAACUUUGCUUCUUCUCAGGCGGACGAUUCCCACCAGCAGCAGGUCAUGGUUCGUAGUAAUGAAGAUGAUGAGGAUUAUGGAGACGAGGCUACGAAGGCUCGAGAGGCUGCUAAAAUUAGCCAGAUCGAGGCUGUGAAAAAGUGUUAUGCAGAGGAUAUUGGGCAGCUGUCGAAAGCCAUAUCGUUUGCCUGGAUUGCGCUGAUGCGGUGUAUGCGUCGCAUUCAAGGGAAAGGCAAACCGGGAGAAAUGGCAGGCUCACGGCAGAUUUUUGCCGAUGCUCGGAAACGCGGGCGUAUCACUAGCGAUGUCUAUAUUGCGAGUGCCUUGUUGGAACACUAUUGUUAUAAGGAUCCUGCAGCGACCAAGAUUUUCGAACGAGGCGCAAAGCUGUUCCCUGAAGAUGAGAAUUUUACUCUGGAAUAUCUCAAACACCUGAUCGACAUCAACGACAUUACCAAUGCGAGAGCCGUCUUCGAAACUUCCGUCCGAAAACUAGCAGCAAAUCCAACUAAUAUUCCCAAAGCCAAACCAAUCUUCGCCUUCAUGCACGAACAUGAAUCCAGAUACGGAGACAUGGUCCAAAUCCUAAACCUCGAAACCAGAAUGCGUGAGCUGUUCCCCGAAGAUCCCUCCCUCAAACAGUUCCCCCACCGCUUCUCAACCCCAUCCUUCGAACCCACCGCCUUCCAACCAAUCCUCUCCCCUUCCCAAACGAAACCCAAGCAAUCGUCUGCCUCAAUGGAAGAGAUGGGACUCUCCUCCCGCCAAGACCAGGACUCCCCCUCUGCCCGCUACACGGGGACAGCUGGUGCUUCAACUGCUGCUGCGGGUCCAUUAUCAAAUUCGCCCAAACGUGCAUUCCCCCUAGAUGAAUUCGACGACGAGCGACCGCGCAAAUUCGUCAGGGCUGAGUCACCACUUAAGGGUGCUGCGGGCCGACGGUUGAAUCAGCAGAAGCAGCAGAUUCAGCAGCAGCAGGCUGUGAAUGGCAGUGGUGGUGGUGGUGGUCACGGGGGCCACGGGGGCUAUGCUGGCGGCGGCGGAGGGCGCGACGGUAGUGAUGGUGGUGCUGGUGGAGGCGGGCAAGCGAACAAGCCACCAAUCCCAGUCCCGCUGCCGAGGGAAAUUAUGUUCCUGCUUAGCAUUAUACCGAAUGCAUCGACGUAUGAUGCUACCAAGUUUUCGCCGGAGAAGAUGGUUGCGUUGUUGCGGCAGUUGGAUAUUCCGUCGUCUGUGGGUCAGUUGAGACCGCCUGCGCCAUCGGGUGGGCAGGGGAGUGCAGGGGUGAAUCGGGGGCAGUAUAUGGGUAAGUGA